UCUCUUUUGGAAUGGAGCAGCAGGCCAUGUGAAGCCCUCUGACCUUCCCACACCUUCCCCCUCCCUCCGCCUCGCUCCACCGUCCACCGCCGCGUACGCUCGCGGCCGCGCGGGGAACGAGAUCCGCGAUGUCGUCGCGGCCGUCGUCCUCCUCCUCGUCGCGCCGCAGCAGCUCGCCCUUCUCGGCCGGGAGCCGCCGCCCGCCGACCUCCUCCUCCUCCUCCAGCUCCUACGCGGCCGCGGGGCGCCUCAUCCCGCGCUCCUCCCCCUCCUCCGUCUCCUCCCACUCCUUCUACAACGCCGGCGGCGGGAGCGGGGCCCCAUCCAGGUCCACCACCCCCGGCCGCCGGGCCGCGCCCGCCCCGGCCCCGCCCCCCGCGCCCGUGCCGUUCCCCAGCGCCGACGAGCUCGUCAUCGAGGACACCUCCCGCUCCGGCGACAGCAUCUCCGUCACCAUCCGCUUCCGCCCGCUCAGCGACCGGGAGAUCCAGCGCGGGGACGAGAUCACCUGGUACCCCGAUGGGGACCGCCUCGUGCGGUGCGACUUCGUACAGCCCUCGGCCUAUGGUUAUGAUAGAGUUUUUGGGCCUUCAACAGCUACAGAGGCUGUCUAUGAUGUUGCUGCCCGGCCUGUUGUGAAAGGUGCUAUGGAGGGCAUAAAUGGGACAGUUUUUGCCUACGGUGUCACAAGCAGUGGGAAAACCCACACAAUGCAUGGUGACCAGAAUUGUCCUGGAAUAAUCCCAUUAGCCAUCAAGGAUGUCUUCAGCUUAAUACAAGAGACUCCUGGAAGAGAAUUUUUGCUCCGCGUGUCAUAUCUGGAAAUCUAUAAUGAGGUGAUAAAUGAUCUGCUUGAUCCUACUGGACAAAAUCUACGUGUGAGGGAGGAUGCACAGGGAACAUAUGUAGAAGGGAUAAAAGAAGAAGUUGUCCUAUCUCCAGGACAUGCUCUUUCUUUUAUAGCUGCGGGUGAAGAGCAUCGGCAUGUUGGUUCAAACAACUUCAACUUAUUUAGCAGCCGAAGUCAUACUAUUUUUACUAUGAUGAUCGAAAGCAGUGAUCGCAAUGAUGAGUACGAUGGAGCAAUGUACUCACAACUUAAUUUGAUCGAUCUAGCUGGCUCAGAGAGCUCUAAGACAGAGACUACUGGGUUAAGAAGAAGGGAAGGAUCCUUCAUUAACAAGAGUCUUUUAACUCUGGGAACAGUUAUUGGGAAGCUCAGUGAAGGGAGAGCAACACAUAUACCAUAUCGAGAUUCUAAGCUGACUCGUCUGCUGCAGUCAUCACUGAGUGGCCAUGGUCAUGUCUCACUAAUUUGCACAAUUACCCCAGCAUCAAGUAACAUGGAAGAAACCCAUAAUACAUUGAAAUUUGCAAGCAGAGCAAAACGUGUUGAAAUUUAUGCCUCUCGUAACCGGUUAGUUGAUGAGAAGUCUUUGAUCAAGAAGUAUCAGAGAGAAAUAUCAUCUUUAAAGCAAGAGCUUGAUGAGUUUAGGAGAGGAAUGAUUGGGGGUGCUAGUCAGGAAGAAAUCAUGAUAUUACGGCAACAGUUGGAGGCAGGCCAGGUAAAAAUGCAAUCUCGCCUUGAGGAGGAAGAGGAUGCAAAAGCUGCUCUUAUGAGCAGAAUACAACGAUUGACUAAGUUAAUACUUGUUUCCACAAAGAGCAGUAUUCCUUCUUUGACAGAUUCAUCUCGUCUCCAGCGCCAAAAUUCUGUUAGUGAGGAAGAUAAGUUAAGCACUUCACAAGAUAAUUCUACGCUAGUCCAAAAUGACGGUACAUCGAAGGACUCUCUGUCAGUUGCUUUGCCAGAUCCAUUGGAUGAGAUCAAUGAAUUAAGGUCUGCUAGCGGAGAUCAUUCUUCAGUAACUGGCUCGGGACCAGAUUCAGCGCAGGAGGGAAUCACAGAGUCAGAUCAUUUGGAUCUACUGAUUGAACAAGUUAAGAUGCUUGCUGGGGAGAUCGCGUUUGGUACCAGUUCGCUGAAAAGACUAAUCGAACAAUCUAUAGAAGACCCUGAAGGGACAAAGAAUCAAAUAGAAAAUUUAGAGCAUGAAAUUCAUCAAAAAAGGAGGCAUCUGCGAGCCCUGGAACAAAAAAUCAUGGAAAGUGGUGAGGCAUCAGUUGCUAAUGCUUCUAUGGUGGAUAUGCAGCAGACUAUUACGAAGCUUACAACUCAAUGCAAUGAGAAGUCUUUUGAGUUGGAGUUAAAAUCAGCAGAUAAUCGGGUCCUUCAGGAGCAGCUAGAACAGAAGACUAUAGAAAUGAAUGAUUUACAAGAAAAAGUUCUACGUCUUGAGGCACAGCUCAUACCAAAAACCAACAUAUCCCCUGAAGAAUGCACAGAACAGGAGAUUCUUGAUUUGAAAUCUAAACUUCAGGCCAAGGAAAUUGAAAGUGAGAAGUUUAAAUAUGAGCAUCUAGAAAUCAUUGAAGAAAAUAGGGACCUAAUCACGCAGAACCACAAAUUAAGUGAGGAAGCUGCUUAUGCAAAAGAAUUGGCAUCUUCUGCAGCUGUUGAGCUUAAGAAUUUGGCUGAAGAAGUUACAAAGUUAUCCAUACAAAAUGCAAGGCAGGCAAAGGAGUUAUUAAUUGCGCAGGAGAUGGCACAUUCCAGGGUCCCUGUUAGAAAGGGCCGCCCAACAGGUAGGGGUAGGGAUGAGGUUGGAACUUGGAGUCUUGAUUUAGAGGAUAUGAAGAUGGAGCUACUGGCACGGAAAAAGCGGGAAGCUGCUCUAGAAGCAGCUUUAGCAGAGAAGGAGCUUCUUGAAGAGGAGUACAAGAAGAAGUUUGAUGAAGCAAAGAAAAAAGAGCUUUCUUUGGAAAAUGACCUGGCAGGCAUGUGGGUUCUUGUUGCUAAGUUGAAGAGAGGGGCUUUCAGCAUAUCUGAUUUAAAUGUUGAUGAUCGGUCUAUCAAUCUAGCUGACAUAACUAAUGAUGCAAAAGAAAACAAAGGUGGCACCAAUGUAGCUCUAAUUGAGAAACAAGCGUCAGAUGAUACAGUGAAGUCACUAACUGCAGAAGAAUAUAGAAGUCCAGAAUUUGAACCUCUUCUUGUUCGUCUCAAGGCUAAAAUUCAAGAGAUGAAGGAGAAGGAAACUGAUCCCUUGGGUGAUAAAGAUGGCAAUUCCCAUGUCUGCAAAGUAUGUUUUGAAUCUGCAACUGCUGCAGUUUUGCUUCCUUGUCGGCAUUUUUGCUUGUGCAAGCCUUGCGCCCUUGCAUGUUCGGAAUGCCCUCUGUGCCGCACAAGAAUUGUAGACAGGAUAAUUACCUUCACAUAGGUUACUUGUUAGCCAAGGAAACUUUUGACGCACCCAAUCUCCCUGUAAAAUCACCAGCCGUAUAUGUUUCUUUUUCUCUGUAGCAAAGAAGGUGACUUAGAUGUUCCUUCUGUGUUGUAUUGCCUUAUUUUUUUUAUUCCCCUAUAGCUUCACUUUUGUUUCCUUAUUGCAUCGAGGGGUUUGACGACUUGACAAUUGUGUAUAGAUAUGUGGCUCAACAUUGUCCUCAGAAGUAAAGAAAAUUGAUGUGGCAAUGCAUUUUUUUUAGAAGUGAA
Molecule: messenger RNA, 3556 nt
Organism: Lolium perenne
Lineage: Eukaryota; Viridiplantae; Streptophyta; Magnoliopsida; Poales; Poaceae
Product: kinesin-like protein KIN-7K, chloroplastic
Biological process (GO): microtubule-based movement
Molecular function (GO): microtubule motor activity; microtubule binding; ATP binding
Source: RefSeq, a predicted model, not a curated record